This is a messenger RNA of Adineta steineri, 1191 nucleotides long. The record is from the annotation of a GenBank genome assembly. NCBI's taxonomy places the organism in Eukaryota, Metazoa, Rotifera, Eurotatoria, Adinetida, Adinetidae.
AUGAAGCUAACGUUAACUAUACUCAGUGUCUUCCUUCUUAUAAUUACAAUUGGUGCUCCACCUGUUGUCGAAAAUGUGAAUAAAAAUAAACCAAAUGCAGAAUUAAAAACUGAUGAAUCUGAUGAAGUGUUAAAUAAUCUUGAAUAUGGUCGAUAUUUAAAAGAAGUUGUUGAAAUUCUUGAAAAUGAUCCAGAAUUUAAAAAACAAAUUGAAAAUGCUUCUAUGGAUGAUAUUAAAUCAGGAAAUAUUGCUCAACAUCUUAAUCUUGUUCAACAUCAUGUACGUACAAAACUUGACGAAGCAAAACAACGUGAAAUGUCUCGAUUAAGAGAAUUAGUUGGACAAAAAAUACGUAAUUUAAGUGAAAAAGAACGAUUAGAUCUUGCUAGAGCUGAUCCAAAUGGAAAACAUUUGAAAGAUUUUCUUCCUUCACAUAUUGAUCAUAAAAAUUCGGAAUCAUUUAAUGAAGCCGAUCUUGAACGUUUAAUUCAACAUGCAUCAAAAGAUUUAGAUGAAAUUGAUCGUGAACGUGAAAAAGAAUUUAAAGAUUAUGAAAUGAGAAAAGAAUAUGAACGUCGUGCUAAACUUGCUCACAUGGAUGAAGAAGAACGUAAAAAAACUGAAGCAUUACAUCAAGAAGCAUUAGAAAAAAAGAAACAUCAUCCAAAAGUAAAUCAUCCAGGUAGUGUCGAUCAAAUGGAAGAAGUCUGGGAAGAUGUCGAUCAUCUAGAAGCUGAUCAAUUUAAUCCUAAAGCAUUUUUUAAAUUACAUGAUACGAACAGUGAUGGAUUUUUAGAUAUAGCUGAAAUUGAAGCAAUUAUGCUUAAAGAAGCAGAGAAAAUUCAUGAAAAUGCACCAGAAGCUGAUCCAAUUGAAAAACAAGAAGAAAUGGAUCGAAUGCGUGAACAUGUUAUGAAAGAAUUUGAUAAAAAUCAUGAUUAUAUGCUUUCAUUUCAAGAAUUUGAAUUAGGAAUCAAUGGAACAAAUGCUAAAAAUGAUCAAGGAUGGCAGUCCAUUGAAGAUAGUACGGUUUUCUCCGAUCAAGAAUUUAAUAGUUUCUCUGAUCAAUUGGGUCAUCUAUCUACACCAAAUCCACCUCAUAAAAAUAAUCCAGCAUCUGAAAAUCAAGUACCUUCACCACAAGAUUCAGCACAUAUUCCACAAGCACCACCAGCAUCUAAUAGUCACUAA